AUGUCUUCUACCGCCACCACCACGACCGAGCGGUUCGUUAGCCCAUUCUAUCCUGAGCUCGUUCAUCUCCUUUUUGCUGACCUUGCCCUUGCAGGCCAGACUCAUCAGGAAAGCCCGUGCGAUGGCGGUCGGCCUGUAACCAAUGCCAUGCAGCAAAGGGUCGGGAAGGUACCAGGAAUCCGAGCUCGAGCAAAUAAGCCAUCUCGGGCGAACUCGGCGGAGAAAACUGUCCAAACCCCGCGAUCUGAAUCUGCAAUGGUGCUGCCACAAGACGCCGAAGGCGACACAGACGCGCAGACCACCACCCAAACCACGGCCACCGAGCCUGACGAGCCCAAUUCUCGUCCCGAAUUUGGUGACAAACCAAACGCGGCUGACGCUGGUCAAUUCUUUGACGCAAACACCCCCAAGUCCCCUGUAGGGAUGUAUGCGGACUGGACCAAUCCUUCUACCGACAAGUCCCUCAAUCCGUUUGAUUCCGCAGAGCUUUUCAUUUUACCCAGUCAAUUGAUGUCUUCCGAACAUGACCCUAGUCGGUCGUCCCGGUGCCACAGCCAGGCCGCUGGGGACUCUCACACUCAAAGUCCCGUGCACACCACCCCUUAUAUAGACGCCGGAAUGCUUCCCCUAGACCUACCAGAUCUCCCAGACUUAGAUCUACCCGACUUAGAUCUCCACAUUCAUGAUUUUCAUCCGAUGGAUCUCCCCAUCUGUUCAUUGGAGACUCCUGCUCCUACCCCAGCAACACCAUCCACUAAGAAGAGGCGUUCCGUCCACCUUGAUCCUUCAAGGUCUUACCCGAGCCGUUCCGCGUUCCAGUAUACCGAAAAUGUACCUGUGACGGAAUGUGACAGCGAGUUUACAAGUGGACGACUUCGUCAACAACAAUACAACUAUCGAAGCUGGACUAUCCUAAGUUGUAACCGAAUAGUGGAGUUUCUAGAACAUCACAUUCAGAGAGGUGUUAUCGCGCUGGACGUGGUCAUGCAUACCAACAAAGUCACCCUUGCAGAAAUUUCACGGCUCCUAAGCCAAGGUGCACACAAGGAACGAUCCAACUGCGCCAUGCUACUUCUCAUUGCCAUAGAACAAAUCGUCACUCUUUUUGAACGCAGUGUGGGGCAGGACCCCUCGGACAGCGAUCGUGCUAGCGUCAUAGGCAGUAUGGGAGGUCUCACAAAUAUUGGAGCCUGCAAAUCCCUAUCUCGCGGCAACAGCGGUGGAAACGUGCUGCCUAAUCUCCGGUUCGGGUCGUUUCAAAUCAGCCAGGAUGAACAACUGGAACUUCGGUCUUAUUUACUUCAACGUGAGCUACAGCGGUGUCUACAAGUUCUCACCACUCUUCGGGAUUCCAUUACCCUAGAACCCAACCCCUGCACAAAGCUAGAAGAGCGUGUGGGCAAGCUAUCUUCCACCCUCUAA
Molecule: messenger RNA, 1422 nt
Organism: Trichophyton benhamiae CBS 112371
Lineage: Eukaryota; Fungi; Ascomycota; Eurotiomycetes; Onygenales; Arthrodermataceae
Exons: 2
Coding region: 1-1422 (473 amino acids)
Source: RefSeq, a predicted model, not a curated record